This is a messenger RNA of Ciona intestinalis (vase tunicate), 975 nucleotides long. The record is from RefSeq and is a predicted model, not a curated record. Lineage: Eukaryota; Metazoa; Chordata; Ascidiacea; Phlebobranchia; Cionidae.
AUGUCAAAUGUUGUGAUGUCUUCACAAAUAUUAUGCUUAGCCCAGAAAAAACCUUGUAAAGAUGAAAUUUCAAAUGCAGCAACACAGGAAAGAGUUGAAGCAAAAUUAUCGACUGCCAGUCAUUAUGGUGCCUCAGAUUGGUGGUUGGGUUUAGAUGAUGUAGAUGUGGAAGGUGAACUAUUUUGGUCAUCUGGUCACCAACUAAAAGAUGGUGAUUACAAUAACUGGGAGCCAACGAUGCCACCAACCCACCCUGAUAAGGAUUGUGCUGUUAUUGAUGAGUAUAUUGAUUGGAAAUGGAGAAUGGAUGAUUGUGACGUACCACGUUCAUUUAUUUGUCAAGCUGUGACUUGUGAAAGUCCUGUUAGAUUUGAUCCAGAUGAAACAAGAGCAGAUAUAUCUCUCUGCGAUCCAGAAUGCCCUCCACACCAUUCAUGUAACAAUGGUACUUGUGUGUGCUCGGAGCUCUUUUAUCAUUAUAAUUGUUCAUGGGUAUCAGGGAUGGAUGCAGCAUUGGAAGAAAAGAAUUUUGACAGAAAUUUCCUUUUUUUUAAACAAAAAGCAGAUUGGGCAGAUGCAAGCGACUUCUGUGAAGGUAUUGGAGGUACACUAGCGAUGCCAAAAACCAAACCUCGACAUGAUUAUAUUUAUGAGAAAAUGAUGGAAGUUGGUUUAAACAUUACUAAAGCUAGCUGGCUUGGUAUGCAUGACCUUGAUAAUGAUGGACAGUGGCAAUUCAUGGAUGGUGAAGCUGUUAACUUACCACCAGUGUUUGAAAAUAUGACUGCUGAUGGAGCGGUUCCAAUGUAUUUUCGAAAUACAACAGGUAUAGAUGAACGUUGGCAUUUCUACUUUAAUGAAUCAACGCACUUUACCACUUAUGAAAAUGGAAAGAAAUUUUGUGAAUUGAUUGACAGCCACUUACCUAUAGUGAGGGAAGCUCGUGAACUGGAGAGAAUUACUGCUUAUAUUAAG